This is a messenger RNA of Archocentrus centrarchus (flier cichlid), 5615 nucleotides long. It is a transcript of the gene mitfb, whose product is annotated as melanocyte inducing transcription factor b. The record is from RefSeq and is a predicted model, not a curated record. The transcript has 10 exons. Bases 151 to 1695 code for a protein of 514 amino acids. Gene Ontology annotation, cellular component: nucleus. Gene Ontology annotation, biological process: regulation of transcription by RNA polymerase II; melanocyte differentiation. NCBI's taxonomy places the organism in Eukaryota, Metazoa, Chordata, Actinopteri, Cichliformes, Cichlidae. Gene Ontology annotation, molecular function: RNA polymerase II cis-regulatory region sequence-specific DNA binding; protein dimerization activity; DNA-binding transcription factor activity, RNA polymerase II-specific.
GCUGCUGUGAAGGACUACAGAGCUCCGGGUCCUGGGCAGAGGCGGCUUGCGUUGACGGUUGGUACUCUGCGGAGUACCGGGGCACAAAUAUCGCCCGUCUGUUUUUUUAAAAAAAGGGUUUAACGUUUCCAAAAGUUGACAUCUGCAAGUAUGCAGUCGGAAUCAGGAAUAGUACCCGACUUCGAGGUUGGCGAGGAUUUUCAAGAGGAGCCUAAAACGUAUUACGAAUUGAAGAGUCAGCCCUUGAAAAACAGCAGCCCGUCAGACCAGCACAGUUCAUCCAAGCCCCCGCUGAGCUCCUCGGCCAUGACAUCGCGCAUCCUGCUGCGGCAACAGCUGAUGCGGGAGCAGCUUCAGGAGCAGGAGCGGCGGGAGCAGCAGAGACAACAGGCCUCCCAGUACACACAAACUACAGCAGCCCAAACCCCUGCCAUCAAUGUCAGUGUCCCAGCCAGUUUACCACCCGCUGCACAGGUCCCCAUGGAGGUGCUAAAGGUGCAGACUCACUUGGAGAACCCAACCAAGUACCACAUCCAGCGCUCCCAGCAGCAGCAGGUGAAGCGGUACCUGGGAAAGCUUGGUUCUCAGGCGUUGAGCUUGCCCUGCCCCAACCAGUCCUCUGACCACGGGGGCAUGCCGCCAGGGCCAGGCAACAGUGCCCCCAACAGCCCUAUGGCCUUAUUGACCCUCAACUCUAACUGCGAGAAAGAGAUGGAUGAUGUCAUUGAUGACAUUAUUAGUCUGGAGUCCAGUUACACUGAUGAUAUCCUUGGCCUGAUGGACCCAGGACUUCAGAUGCCAAACACGAUCCCUGUGCCUGCUAACCUCAUGGACAUGUAUGGCAAUCAGGGUAUGCCCCAGCAAGGUCUGCCCAUCAGCAACUCCUGCCCUGCCAACCUGCCCAACAUCAAAAGGGAAUACUCUGUUUCACAAUCCCCGGCCAUCAUGCAUAUGCUGGACAAGUCAGGAUCCUGUGGCAAAUUUGACACCUAUCAAAGGCCUGAAGGGUUCCCUGUGGAAGCUGAGGUAAGAGCCAUGGCAAAGGAAAGGCAGAAGAAGGACAACCAUAAUUUGAUUGAGAGACGACGACGGUUUAAUAUCAAUGAUCGAAUUAAGGAGUUGGGCACUUUAAUUCCAAAAUCAAACGACCCAGACAUGCGCUGGAACAAAGGCACCAUCCUAAAGGCAUCAGUGGACUACAUCAGGAAGCUGCAGCGGGAACAACAGAGGGCCAAGGAACUGGAGAAUCGUCAGAAGAAGCUUGAGCAUGCCAACCGGCAUCUGAUGUUGAGAAUACAGGAAUUAGAGAUGCAGGCGCGGGCUCACGGGCUGGCCAUUGCAUCUUCAGCACUCUGCUCGGCUGAAAUUGGAGCACGGACCAUCAAGCAAGAGCCUGCUCUGGACGACUGUCACCAGGACCUGUACACACUCCACCCCCAUCACCAACACCACCCGGCCUGCACUCCUGAAACACCCAGCAACCUCGAGCUAAAUGAAGGCCACUCUAACUUCUCCGAGGCUCACUACGGCGUUCACAGCAAGUCGGGCUCCAAACUCAACGACAUCCUCAUGGAAGACACCUUAUCACCGGUGAGAGGGGGGGACCCUUUGCUCUCAUCCGUCUCCCCAGACACCUCAAAGGACAGCAGCCGCAAGAGCAGUGUAAGCAUGGAUGAGAAUGAGCAGGGUUGUUAGCACCCCCUACUGGAACACUCCUCACCUGCAUCUUCAGCCUCUCCAUCUACUGCUCCAAGUCAGUAGCUAACACACUUUCAGCUGCUGGAAAGGCUUUCUUCUGUUUGUUGUCAUUUGUUUGUUUGUUUGGUUGGUUUAUUUUCCUUCUUCCCUACCUGUGUUUACAUAUAUUGAAUCUUUUUCCAUUUGUGUUUGUGCAUUUGUUGUUUUUUGUUUUUGUUUUUUUUUGUUUCUUGUGCUAUGUCUUUUCAAGCCCUUGACCCUGAUUUCAAGGACUGGUUUUUAAGUGUUUGCUUUAAUCAAUACUUUGAUGACAAUGAGUUACAAAAAUAGAAGUUUUUUAUAUUUUAAAAAAUAUGCAUUUAUCUUUGGAUAGAGGCUAGAUUAUCCUUUUUUUCUAUUGAUUCCAAAGAAUCUAGGGAAAUUAUAAAUCAUGGUCAGACUUGUAGAUAUUUUGUGGUGAGAUGAGCACUGCUUUUUAAAUCAAUAGCAAUAAUAAAAGACAAAAAAUCUAUUUAUUACUAUAGUGCUUUACACUCUUUGUGUCUUAGAUUGAACUUGAAUGUGCCAAUGCCUUAUUAAGAUGUGUAUACAUCGUCGUUGUAUUGCUAUGCACACGUGUUGGCUGUUAGAGUCUGUCAGUCUUCCAGUUGAAAUUUCUUGCUUGACAAAUAUUAAAUCAUUUGUAGAUUUGAACUUAUUUAUAUAUAUAUCUAUGUAAACAAGAUGUUAUGUACACAUUCCCCUUAAAGAUAAUUUAUAACAAAGAACUUUAAAGAGACAUUAUUAAUAAAUUAAAGUACAUUUCAAAAGAAACUAAAAGCUAGAAUGUCUCCUCUAAGAUACAAUGACCUCAUCACUGAUGAGGAUAAAGUUUAGUAUUUAUUCAGUGUCAUAAUGAGAAACAAUCCUAUAACAAAAAGCACAACUUUCACCACAUGUCCUUUAACUACCUGGUGCCAAAUGAUUCAGUGUAUAACAGACACAGUGUAUUACCAGUACAUUCCUCACUGCCAAAACCACUAAAAUACCCAAUUUGUCUCAAAACUAGUAGAAUAAAAAUAGGCCAUAGAAGGUCUGACAGGAAGCUGCUGUCAGAUCUGAUUAUUGUUACGUAAUUAUAGAAAUCUUUAUUUUGUGAUCUAAGAGACAUUAAUCAAUUAUUGUUAUGGGGCUUUUGUUAUCUUUAGUGAUCAGACAUAACUGGUUAAACUGUGCUGAGUAUUUCAGCACAGAUGUGUACUGUAAUACUACAGACCUGUUGAUCUCAGAUUUUAUAAUUGUCCAUUGAUUUCCUAAAUUAUUGUUUUGUUUUUUUUUAUAUACCACUUCAGUGACAUUUCACAUUCAGGACUUUUUUUUCCAUGAUGUGAACAUUUAUAUUGCCAAGGAGUAUAAGGAGACUGCUUUGGGAUUUUGUAUGAAAUGCAUGACAUUGUCAAAACACUGGAAUGACUUCUGAUAAUUGAAAACUAGUUUGUUUGCCUUUUUUUUUUUUUUAAUCCAAGCAUAAACUAACUAAAUAUUGUAUUUGGCUUUUCAAAUUCAUACAGAAUAUUGUAUAAACCUGUGGAUUCUUUAUGGUGUAUGGUUGUUGUAUAUUUCCACAGUUUGUUUUCAACAGUUGUAGCAUGUUGCAUUUGUAAUAACUACCUGCCAUACACUAAGAGCCCUGUUACAGCACAGCCUCCAUUUUGUCAAACUAUGCAAUGGUUAAAGUUGUGCCUGUAAAGCAGCAUCAUGUCUUCGAAAUGUUUUAUCUAUCUGAAUUAGUCUGAAACGGUGUCGAGGCAGUUUUCUUUUCAUUUAAGUGCCUUAAACUUGUUUUUGUUACCCUGAUGAUGUAAGAGGACGAAAACAAUGGUUUGCUGAUGUUUAUACUGGUGUGUGGCACUUCAUAGAGUGCCAAGGUCUGUUAGAGAGCUGCAAGAAAGGACCUUUUGUUAGAUAACACUACAAGUCCCUCAAAAAAACACAAAAAAUCAAAAGAAAGUAUUGUUAUUAUGGAACCCCAACGUGUUCAUCCUUAAAUAAGGCAUUAGAAAAUAAAUAAUCAUAAAUCCAAAGCAGUAAAAUAUACAAAUAAUUAAUAAUUAUACCCUGAGAUAAUUUAAUAAAUUAUUGUGCCAUAUCAUUACUAUUAAAUAUUACGACAUUACUUAGUAUUUUGACUGGCUUAAACGGCUUUAUUUUAUCCAUCCACUGAUUCCACUAAUCUGAAGCUGGGUCAUGGUGGCAGCAGGCUGAGCAGGCUAUACCUGAUGUCUUUUUUCCCUAACAAUGCUUUCCAUGACACAAAGGUGUUUCCAGGCCUGAUAAGGUAAAUCACUUGUCCUGGAUUUGCCCAGGAGUCUCUUCCCAAAUUGGUUUGCCCAAAAAACCUCCAAAGGGAAGCAACCAGGAAGCAUCCUGGGUAGAUGCCCAAACCAUCUUAACUGGUUUCUUUCAACACAGAGGAGCUCCAAGCUCCCUCCAGAUGUCCUGGUCCUCAUCUUUUUGCUAAGGCUGAGCCUGGCCCCACCCUGAUUUUGCUUGCAAAAAAAAGGAUAUCCACUCGGUCAUAAAUUUUCUCAAGGUUGACAGAACAUGUAGCCUAGAUGGGCAAACUCCCAAUUCCCUUUGGAAAUCCCACAAGUGUAAAGAUCUGGUCCACUGUUCCAUGGCCAGGAUGGAAUCUGCAUUGCUCCUCCUGAAUCUAUGGUGCAACAAGGCUAGAGCCACUUUUCCAACAUCCUGGAAUAUACAUUUCUGGGGACCCUAAGUAAUGUCAUCCCUGGAUAAUUGGAGCACACUGUUGAGGUUCUUAACUACCCCAACAACCUCUUCCAGUGUAAAUGGUGAGGUUUCCCGAGUCUUGAGGUUGUGCCUCUUUCACUGAGGAUGUGUUGACUGGGUUCAGAAGUUCCUCAAAGUUUUAUUUCCACCAUCCAUCAAUAUCCCCAGUAAACUGCUGAAGGUACAGCCCCCCCCUGCUGCUUUGGGAGGCUCCUGGGUCAACCAAGCUCAGAAAGCCUCCUUCUUCAGCCUGUUUGUUGCCUUCAGUAGAACCAUGAGGUCCCUAGGUUGCCAUCACUACAGGCACCGAUGACCUUUUUGACCAGGGCUCCUGCCAGCCACCUUUGCAAUGGAGCCUUUGAACAUGAACACAAAUGAGCUACUGGGGUCCCAUUAUCUGGGCCAGUGAUUCUCAAACUGGGAAACAUGGAUGACCAGGGUAAUAUAUACAGUAAAUCUAAUUUAAAUUAAUAUUAUUUUUACAGGGAAAAUAAGCAAGCGUUUCCUGAUGCUUAUCAUGCUAAAACCUUUUGGAGCCUUUUCUAUUAACAGUUUCCCCUGUCAUUUAAUAAUACAUACAAAACAUUGGCACUAAUCUCAGUCCUGCAGCCUAAUAGUGUUACUAUAUUUGAUUUAUUUAUUUAUAUGAUUAUUACUUAAAAACUUGAUGUAUUUAUUUAGUAUUGAACACUCUGGAAUGCCAUAUUUUGUAGUUCUGCAUUUAUUUUAUCUUUUUUUUUUUUUUUUUUUAAUUAAAUUGUACACUGAGGGCAGUGUUUCUGAAGUUGCUAGGUGACUAAUAUGAAUGUAGUUCUCAGUAAUAACUGCCAAAUUGUGUGCCAAAAAUGAAGGCAAUACAUUUCUAUGAAGACAUAACCUGUAGUGGUUUUUCUCCUCUUUUGUUAUAAGAAGUAUGUGGAUCAUGACCCAAAGGCUAUAUGUAAAAUUCAAAUAAGUACACGGUGAGAGUUCAUUCUUGUAUGUGGAAAGAACAGUAUAGAGAAAAUAACUCAAGAUUUAUUUAUUAGUAGCUUGACUUCAGUAAUAUCAUAUAAUGCUCCUAUCCAAUGAGCACACUUACCAUGAGAUGCAGUUGAAAGUGCUUGAAAAAGCUGAUAAGUGAACUUUAAGUUAAUAUGUUUGUU